AUGGACGACGAUAGACAGGACGAUUACUCGACCCCGAGGCGGAAACACCGACCUGGUCUGACACGCAUCGCAGCAGCUUGCGAAAGAUGUCGUCGUCGCAAGCAAAAAUGUGAUCAAAAAGAUCCAUGCGGACCUUGUGAAGCCGCUGGCGUCAAAUGUGUCUUGUCUGAAAGACUGACCGUCGUCUCUGGUUCAGUCCAGGUGGAUGAAGAAGCAUUGCGAGAUGAGAUACGCCAUCUACGAGCACAGGUCACCGACCUGAACCGGCAGCUUGUUGAGGAGCGGCAGAACAGCAUCACACGCAUGGUAGGUCAGAGCAUCGACCAACAGCUAUCGCCACCAACUUCGGCCCAUCGUUCAAUUAUAUUCAAUCCUACCUCUCCAGAGGCACGACGCGAUCAGGGUUAUUAUCCAAAUUACACGGGUCGCAUCCUGCGGCCUACUUUUGGUGGUGCUCACCAGAACCGUGUGGAUGCAGGCGACAAAAGUAGUGCCUGGACUUUGUGGAAAGAUGAUCAUUCUGCAGAAACCCCUACAGAUCAUGCUAGUGCUGACAGCAUUUCUCUCUAUGAGGAUCAUGGCUUGGCCCUAAUUGACAUCUUUUUUGACCAACGUUGGCCUCAUCUCCCUAUCCUGCACAAACCGACUUUCUUGCGGGAUAAAUUCGAGCCGUUCGCCAGAGGGCAGGACAUCCCAGGCAUAGCUCGAUUUCAGCUGUAUAUGGUCUUCGCUAUAGCUGCACUUGAGCACGGCAGAAUCAAGGGCAAAAAGUUGUACAACCACCGAGACCUCUUUGACGUAGCUGUACGUGAUCUGACGAGUGUUCUACUCUCUGAUGACCUUGCUUGCAUUACUUCGCUCAUGCUACUACUGAUGUAUGGACGUACCGAACCUCAGUCAGUCAAUAUGUGGCACACCACUGGUCUUGCAUUACGCACUGCUAUCGGCAUGGAUUUACAUCGAGCUGAAAGCAUUCGUCAUAUGGAAUUGAAGGAGGCUGAAAUGUCCAAGAGGAUAUUCUGGAGCAUAUAUGCUUAUGAUCGCAGCAUUGCAAUUUAUCUGGGCCGACCCUUGGGUAUACAGGAUGCGGACAUCAACAUGCCUUAUCCCUUGCAAUUGACCGACAACGACCUCGAAACUCAGACUCUGCAGACGGUAGUGCCGAGGGUAAGGACGGAUGUCAGAGACAUGUCAACAUUCAACCAUCUGAUCAACUUGCGCAAGAUCAACUCUGAAAUCUACAGAACGUUUCACUCGAUCAGUAAUAGCAGCUUGCUAGGACCGGCUGACUUGGACGUCGUUCGUCAAGACUUGUACUCACAGCUUAAUGACUGGUUGAUUACUGCGCCAAGGUACCCGAUGAGCUCUUCCAUGUUCCAAUCUCCUGAAUGGUUUCAGACCGCCUAUCAUCUCGCGGUUAUUGCGCUCAACAGACCAUCCUUUGCACAGCCACAACCGUCAAUUGAAUCUCUCCAGCUAUGUGCCGACUCUUCAAUAAGCCUGAUCAGUUGUUAUGGAUCACUGUACGCUAAGAACAAAGUCAGCUAUUCCUUCGUGGCUUUAUCAGCAAUCUUCAUGGCAACUGUGACGAUGCUUUACUCUCUCAGAGCUAGUCCGCAAGUGCGCAAAGAUCUCACACGACAAGUCAUCGAGACCAAUAUUAACAGCAGCUUGUCACUUUUGCGUGGUAUCUCAUCUGGUCGUGAAGUUGCUGAAAGAGCUGCUCGAGUCAUACAAGUGCUUGGCAAUGCUGUACUAUCCUUGUUCGACAACGAAGGCUACGCAGCGCCUGAUCUAAACAGCAAUGCAAACGACAAACGCAACGUGGACAAGGAAUUCCUUUCUUGGUUCGGACUGAAGUCCAGAAUGGUCAAGAACGCGGCUGUAGCAGAUGUGAUGCCUCAGCAGACUCAAUGGACUGGACAGGAACUGAGCUCCGAUCCAACUCCUGACACUCCGUUGGCAACGUUGAGUGUUGAUAUGGCUUGGGAAGACCUAUUUGCGCAAGGUUUUGGGAUGGAGAAUUCGGCUGGCAUAGACUUCUUUCCUCAUUCUGGUUUCUAA
Lithohypha guttulata is the source of this 2064-nucleotide messenger RNA. RefSeq lists its product as uncharacterized. The transcript has 2 exons. The coding region runs from base 1 to 2064 and encodes 687 amino acids. The record is from RefSeq and is a predicted model, not a curated record. Lineage: Eukaryota; Fungi; Ascomycota; Eurotiomycetes; Chaetothyriales; Trichomeriaceae. Gene Ontology annotation, biological process: positive regulation of transcription by RNA polymerase II; DNA-templated transcription. Gene Ontology annotation, molecular function: zinc ion binding; DNA-binding transcription factor activity, RNA polymerase II-specific; sequence-specific DNA binding.